Messenger RNA from Carassius carassius (crucian carp), 793 nucleotides. RefSeq names its product superoxide dismutase [Cu-Zn]-like. The transcript is spliced from 6 exons. The coding region runs from base 9 to 473 and encodes 154 amino acids. The record is from RefSeq and is a predicted model, not a curated record. NCBI's taxonomy places the organism in Eukaryota, Metazoa, Chordata, Actinopteri, Cypriniformes, Cyprinidae. Gene Ontology annotation, molecular function: superoxide dismutase activity; copper ion binding. Gene Ontology annotation, cellular component: cytosol; nucleus; peroxisome. Gene Ontology annotation, biological process: removal of superoxide radicals.
UUGACAGCAUGGCGAUGAAAGCGGUUUGUGUGCUCAAAGGCACCGGGGAAGUGACCGGUAACGUGUAUUUCGAGCAGCAGAAUGAAACGUCUCCAGUGAAGCUCUCAGGUAAAAUCACUGGCCUUACUCCAGGAAAGCAUGGUUUCCAUGUCCAUGCUUUUGGAGACAACACAAAUGGUUGCAUCAGUGCAGGUCCACACUUCAACCCUUAUGGUAAAGAUCAUGGUGGACCAACGGAUAGCGACAGACAUGUCGGAGACCUUGGUAACGUGAUCGCUGAUGACAAUGGUGAUGCAAAAAUUGACAUUGAGGAUAAAAUUGUGACCCUGUUAGGGCAACACUCCAUCAUUGGGAGGACCAUGGUGAUCCAUGAGAAGGAGGAUGACUUGGGUAAAGGAGGCAAUGAAGAAAGUCUUAAAACUGGCAACGCUGGAAGUCGCCUGGCCUGUGGAGUUAUAGGCAUCACUCAGUGAAGACCUGCUCUAAUCGAAGAGUUAGCUUUGAAAUAUUGGUGACCAAUGUGAAUCCCCCUUCAUUAGCACUUAGCCCACUGACAGUUGCGUCUCUAUUUUGUUAAUAGAGUAAAAUUAGAGUAAUAGAAUAAAAUAAUAUUUUGUUAUUAUGUUAAUAGUUUAAAUUUAAAGUAAUGUUUAAAGAAUUGUAUUUUAGCCUUGUAAAGCCAUUUUUCUUUCUGCACACGUCUGUGUGGUCACUGUCUGACUUCAUACAGCUACAAAGUGAUGUUCAUUUCCUGUGAUCUCGGCUUUAUUCAAUAAAGAUUGAGCGGUCUGGA